This is a messenger RNA of Asterias rubens (European starfish), 2617 nucleotides long. Its product is annotated as DBH-like monooxygenase protein 1. Gene Ontology annotation, biological process: octopamine biosynthetic process; norepinephrine biosynthetic process; dopamine catabolic process. The transcript has 14 exons. Lineage: Eukaryota; Metazoa; Echinodermata; Asteroidea; Forcipulatida; Asteriidae. Gene Ontology annotation, molecular function: copper ion binding; dopamine beta-monooxygenase activity. Gene Ontology annotation, cellular component: secretory granule membrane. The coding region runs from base 73 to 1860 and encodes 595 amino acids. The record is from RefSeq and is a predicted model, not a curated record.
UUGUUCAGUUACAUGUAAAAGAUACCAUUCAAUUUCACUUGGACUGUCCGUACUAUCAUUCAGAAAUCAGUAAUGUGUGCUCAUCAGAAGCUUGUUCAAAACAUAGCCAUUUUGUUGCUAUUGGGCACGUUGUUGUGCCACUGUGGGACUCCAAAUGGAGCUGAAAGCAGCACAAAGUCCGGGGACGUAAAGAAAGAGCGGGAACCAGAGACGUAUCCACGCCGUCUGUUACUGGGGAAGAACGGCGAGUACACGGUGGAGUGGCGGUACACCGACGACGAUGUUGUGUUUCGAGUAAGCGUGGAGACUUCAGGAUGGGUGGGGCUUGGUUUCUCUCCUAGAGGAGGUAUGGAGGGAGCAGAUGUUGUGAUUGGAUGGGUGGACAACGGAAAGGCUUUCUUGACAGAUCGCUUCGCCGUGGGUAAUCAGCAGCCAGCCCUCGAUACGAAACAAGAUUACCAACUUCUCAGCGGUGUUGAGGAAGACAAGAAAACGAUAUUAGUAUUCCAACGGAAACUUAAUACCUCAGACUGCGAGGAUGUAGUUCUGAAUUCCGAGACCAUUCGCCUGAUUUGGUCAUACAGUGACAAGGACCCAGACGUCGACAACGGGGGACCAACAUACCACGGCCCCGAUCAUAGAGGCACCAAAUCAAUCAUAUUACUCGACUCUGACCAUACAAAAACACAGGUUCCCGCUGAUGCCAAAAAGUAUGAAUUUUGUAACAACAAUGUGCGUCCGGAACGACAGCAACAGACGUUAUAUUGGUGUUCAUUAUUCCAGUUCCCGAAACUACAAAAAAGACAUCACAUAAUACGGUUUGAGCCCGCAGUUGAACCAAGCAGCGUUCGGCAUAUCCACCAUAUGCUUCUCUUCGGAUGUUACUCACCACUCCAAGACGAAAGUCUCUACAGUUUCUCAGAUAUCUGCCUCAAGCUCCCUAAAGAUAUACAAAACUGUUUCUCCGUCAUGUUCUCAUGGGCGGUGGGAGGCGAGGCGUUUGAUUUUCCUGAUCAUGUUGGUUACUCUAUCGGUGGUAAAGGGGAUCCACUCUUCUUACGUCUGGAAGUACAUUAUGACAAUCCCAGAUUACCGGCUGACUUCAAGGACAGCUCUGGUUUUCGUUUUUACUACACGCCCAACUUAAGACAACAUAAUGGAGGAGCAUUCCCGGUGGGCAUGUUCCCGAUGUGGUGGCAUAUCAUACCACCACAGCAAGAGAAAUUCAAAUCUAGAGGAUGGUGUCUCAAGGAAUGCACACAAUUGUAUUUUCCAUCCGAUGGCAUCAAAAUGUUUUCUACUUUCGCACACACCCAUGCCAGUGGUCAAGCGGUAAGAUUUCGUCAUUUCCGGAACGGGACACACUUGGAGAACUUUAUCAACGAUGUGCACUUUGAUUGCGAUUUCCAAGCAAUACGACAUUUGAAAACAGAGAAGACAAUCAUGCCAGGUGACACUCUUCACACGGAAUGCACAUUUAACACCGCAGACAGGGAAAAUGUUACAUACGGUGGAUACGGGCGAACAGAUGAAAUGUGUUUUAGUAUCGUCUACUACUACCCGAAGAUCGACAACUUCGGCGACUGUUUUUCCGUCGCUCAGCCUCUUGCAAUGCUGCAACGUCUUGGAUAUAACACAAGUGAUCUACCAAUCGAGAUGGAUCAAGCCACCACCGUCAACGCCUUUGAAACCUUUAACUGGAAGGAUCCAAACUUUAUCUCAGAAUACACACAAGCUUUGAAUGACGUGAGCUUGUACUUCAGAUGUGAUAACCAAACAAGAUUAGAACAAUUGGAUCCUUUUGCCGACUGGAAGGUACCACAGUAUGACUACUCCGACGACGAAGACACCACUUGUUAAUAGUGGCUUUGUAAAAACGAGCGAUUGCCGUUUUCUAUACAAGCCUUGGCCCAUCCUCCUCAUAAUUCUCAGGUUUUAAAUGUAUUGGUUACCACUGUUGGUUAAAACAUAAAGCGCAAAACAAUGUUACCUGAGUACCCGUAUAGGCCUAGCCUAUAAGAGCCGUUUGUGUAACCCAACAUACACAUUCAAUAAACACCAUGUGAACGUUAUAAGCUCGUUUCGACUCAGGGACUCUGAGUCGCCAGAAAAUUGUGGGGAAAAAACCGCUGUCUUUUGUAAUCAUCAGAUAUUUGACUCGUGUAAUCACUGUACAGGCAAAAACAUUGCAAGGAAAAAUGUCCACCUUCAUAAUAAUAGGCUGUUGGUAAAUCUGGGAUCAUUUAUUUGUUUGAUGUAACAAGGAGCACAACCUAAGAACCUAUAUUCAUUCUGUUUCACGUCGAGAAUUCUGUAGUUUUACAAAUUUCCUUUAGGGAGGAGUACGCAGGUUGGGGGGGGCGUGAAUAGCUAAUGUAUCAGUUAAUGUUUCAGUUAAUUUGUUUCACACAAUUUUACUCAAUUCAAAGACAAGAAAGGAUAUUAAUGUUUAUGUUACAUGAAUAAUUCAUCAAUAUUUUAAUCAUCUAGCCUUUCAAAGAGUAAUUUGAAAAUAGCUUCCCUAAAAAUUGUAUCAACAAAUUGGAUACUUCAAAAACGUGAGGUUUUGGCGAGGUGACAUCUUUUGUACUCCGCUGCCGUCUGUGGCUCGUCCUAA